This is a messenger RNA of Cynoglossus semilaevis (tongue sole), 6150 nucleotides long. RefSeq names its product SKI-like proto-oncogene a (gene skila). Bases 189 to 2486 code for a protein of 765 amino acids. Gene Ontology annotation, molecular function: DNA-binding transcription factor activity, RNA polymerase II-specific; RNA polymerase II cis-regulatory region sequence-specific DNA binding; SMAD binding. Gene Ontology annotation, biological process: negative regulation of transforming growth factor beta receptor signaling pathway; negative regulation of BMP signaling pathway; negative regulation of transcription by RNA polymerase II. Gene Ontology annotation, cellular component: transcription regulator complex; cytoplasm; nucleus. NCBI's taxonomy places the organism in Eukaryota, Metazoa, Chordata, Actinopteri, Pleuronectiformes, Cynoglossidae. The transcript has 7 exons. The record is from RefSeq and is a predicted model, not a curated record.
UUUUAAUCUGAUUAAUUCUCUUCUCUUUUCCUAGGAAGUACAUCUGAAUUCCGAAAGUCCCAGUCCCCAACAUGCAUGUGUAUAACCACCAGAAGAUUUGUGCAAUUUAAAGACAUAAGGAGGGGGUGAAAAGUGGAACAUAAGAGUUUAGUCAGUGGCCAGAAACGUCAAUAACCAAGUGCUCAGGCAUGGCCAGUACCCAGACCAGUAUGAAAACCCCUUUCAAAGAUUUGACCUCAUUUAAGGGCAACAUGAAACGACUAUACAGAGAGCGACUGGAAGACGCACCCAUCAAGAAGCGUGUCAUGGCUGAAAUCAACCUUAAGCGUCGCAGCCUGGAUGCAGUCCCGAAAACACCCAAAGUGAAGAGAGAGCAGACUGAGGAUCUGUGCCAAAACUCCAAUAUGGAUGUGGCGGCCAGAGCUGAAUUACAUCUGGUGGGCUGUGCUAAAGCCUUGGACCUGAGCCCAGGGCUUAAACACACCCUGGCCCAAUUCUCUCUCAGCAGCCAGAGCUCUCUUGGGGGCCCGGCUGCCUUCUCAGCUCGUACUGGCCACGAGCAUUCUCCAGCUGGCAUGCCACCCUUACCUUCUCCUCCAGUUCUGGGAGGGGGCCCCCUGCUGGUUCCCUGUGAUAGCUCCACUGAACUUACCCACUCACUACUUGAAGGGGAGUCCAUCUCCUGCUUUGUUGUUGGGGGAGAAAAGCGUCUCUGUCUGCCCCAAGUGCUUAACUCUGUGCUUCGUGACUUCUCGCUACAGCAAAUCAACACUGUAUGUGACGAGCUCUAUGUCUACUGCUCACGUUGUGAUGCAGAGCAGCUGCACAUCCUCAAGGUGUUGGGCAUUCUGCCGUUCAAUGCGCCGUCCUGUGGCCUGAUUACUCUGACGGAUGCACAGCGCUUGUGCAAUGCUCUGCUUCGCCCUGGAGCAGCCUUGCCCGCUGACCCAAGUGGUAAACUGUCUGCCCAAGGCCUGCUGAAGGAGAGUGAAACCAGCUUCCAGGUGGAGCACCAGUGUCUGGGAAAGUGCCAGGGUCUAUUCGUGCCCCAGUUCUACACUCAGCCUGAGGCACCCUGCAUCCAGUGUGUUGAGUGCCAAUUGCUUUUUUCACCACAGAAGUUUGUCAUGCAUUCACACAAAUCACCUGAUAAGAGGACCUGCCACUGGGGCUUCGAUUCAGCCAAGUGGCCCUGUUACCUGCAGCUGGCCAGGAAAUACCAAGGCACACCUGAGGAACAGAAGCUCAAACAGCUCCUGGAUGAGGUCAAGGAGAAGUUCCACUACCAGCUCAAGAGGUCACUAGAUAAAGCAGCGCAGGAGGAUGGCCAGGUGAGGAAGAUGGACCACUGCUCACCCAGUAGCAAGGGGGCUGAUGACCCUGGCAGAAAGGGUAAACCAUCUCCGCCUGCUUUGGUGUUCAACCGGCUUUUUACAGAAAUCAAGGAGGAGCCAGGACACCCCACCCUGGUCCAUCCCAGUUACUACCUGUACACGUACGACAAGAUGGUGGCUCCAAACGUGUCUCUGCAGCGGGAAACAGAGGUGUGUCCAGAGGUGCUGGCAACGCUGCUCAAACAUCACUACAGCCGCAGGGUGCUAGAACAUGACGAACCACCUAUAGAUCUCCACGCGUCGCCUCCUGUCACUGCUGGCACUGAGGAGGCUAAAUCCCAUCAUGCCGCCACUGCCUUGGCCGCUGAGAGGGAAUGCCAAACCCAGGCAGUUUCUAUGGAGAUGAGCAGCCAGAGCUGCAAGAAAGCCGCCCACAGCCCUCCUCCUCCUCCUCCUCCUCCUCUUCCUCCCGCUCCUGCUUCGGUGUUGACGCCGGUAACAGAAGUACUGGCUAAAGACUCAGCCACAAACUGUGCUGCAGUGAUGGUGGGGGGGCUGGAGGACGACAAGGACAGGAUUGUCGUGGAGAUCAUGCAGAUGUACAGCAGGCAGCAGGAGAAGCUGAACUCCACCUUGCAGAAGCAGCUGCAGCUGGAAUUGGAACUGGAGGCGUUGCGUGGAGGCGAGGCAGCAAGGUUACGGGAACUGAGCGCAGAGCAGCGGGAGCUUCGCAGCGAACUGGAGGCGGUGCACAGCGAGCAGGUGCGGCAACUCAACCAGGCCCGUCAGGAACAGCUGGAGCUGGAGACUCGUCUGGAACAACUCAGACAACAGGCCUGCGCCUGUGAAACUGGAGUACAGCGCCAACAAGAGGCUCACUACACAGCACAGUUGUCAGAACUCCGUCAACGGCUGGAGCAGGCAGAGGCCGACCGACAGGAACUGCAGGAGGAGCUGCAGAGGGAGCGGGAGGCUCGGGAGAAGUUGGAGCAAACAAUCACCCAACUGAAGCAGCAGAUGGCCCAGUCUGGCACGGUGGGAGGCAGCCCUUCUCCUCCUCCUACCCCUUCUACAGGACCCCCCACUGCCCACUCCCCACCCUCCUCCUCCUCUUCUUCCAUCUCAGAGGCCCCAGCUUCUGGCCAAAAGUAACUGCUGCUCCCCCAGGUGCCUCCUUCCUCAUUCUUCUCCAAUCACCUACAAAGAAAUCAGCCUAAGAAGAAGCAGAAGACCGCUCCAUAUGUGCAUCUCUCGCUCCUAUUAUGUCAGUGUAGACUGACCUUUGUUUUUUGUAACUGAACAUCAUAUAAAAGAAAUGGUUCCUUUAUUUGUUUAUUUUUUUGUUUGUCUUCUCUCAGUAUUUAAAGAUUUUUUUGGGGCAUGUAUGACUUUAUUUAUAGUUUUUAGUGAACAUAUGGCUGCUUCCCAGACAGGCGUUGGGUCCAGGACUAUUUCCCUCUGCGUUUUCUCCUAUUGCACCCUUCACUUUGUUGCUCACUUUGGACUAUUGAGCAUAAGACUCUUCAGAUUUCACACUUCAGCUCAGACACUCGUCUCUUCGUGGAUAUUACUUCACUAUACUACCUGGCAGAGCAACCAGUGCCUUCGGACACAAAGCGGCACAAAGCGGUUGUUAGUCUCAGUUCUGUCUCUCUGUACCUACAGUCCAGACGCUCUAAUACCAGCGAAUGCAGGAAACUACACAGACAUUUCAAUAUUAUUUUUUGCUUCCUAUAGAAUACAAAGAAAGAUAAUGUAUAAUGUGUUAAAAUAUCAAAUCUUUAUGGAAGAGAUGAACCUUUACUGUACAGUAAAAAAGACUUAAAGCAGAUGUUCUAAUACCUAAUGAAAAUACGCCAUUUGUGACACUGAACUCGAGUGAAAAUGACUGUUUUAAAGUGUGACGCCCACUAGGAAAAAAGCUAACAGACCGUCUGGGACAGACCUCAGCUGCUGGUGACACAAAGACGUUUCCUCUUCAUCCUGCCUGGCACCACCUUAGUUCUCUUGUUGUACACCAAACAGGCCGUCAGCGUCUCCUCCCUCACACUUUCCAUCGCUCUGUGUGUGUUUGGGCCAUUGCACUCUGCUGGGAAACUCCUUAACACUGUGGUUUUCACCACUUUGGCCUAGACAGGAAACGCUGUGCUCUUUUCAGGCUUGGCAUGAACAAGCUCAUGAGCAGUGUUGUGCACUUAUUGUGCUCUUCUCCUCCUCCAGAGUCUCCUGGGAAAGGAAUGCGUCUGGAUAUGGGGGCUGGCUGAGCCGGCGUAGAUUUUCUAAGAAAGAAGGGAAGCACUGUCUCACAUGUGCAGUAGUUCUGCUGGGUUUCUAUUAUACUUUCAACAUGCUUGCAUGUGUGCACACUCUGAAGCGUGUGUAUGUGUGUGAGUGUAGUGUGUAGUGCAGGCAUUCAGGCAUAACAAUAGCCCCAGCAUUCCCAGCAGAUGAUCAAAGCUCUAGUUUGUCCCUGUUUUCCUGGCUUCACUUUUUUUUCCCUCUCAUUUGACUUCAUUGUUAGCAGACAGUUAAAUUCCCAGCCUGUUUGUCGGGGCAUCAUCUUCCUCUCACGUUAUUCUGCCUGGUUGAACAAACAGCACCAGGCAGAGAGAGAGAGAGAGAGAGAAGAGAGGCUGAGGGGCCGGUGCAGACUGGGUGGCCCGGACGCCAGGGGUACAGAGGGAGUUUUUUUUCUCUCUCUCUAGUGCCAUCAGAAUGGGGGCAGCUGUUGUUGUCUGGGGGGCCUCUGCCCACCCUCGGGUGACACUAUACAGGGUCCCUCAUCUCUCCACACAAACCCAGCACCAUCACUCUCUCACUCUCAACCAACCAGCCAUCCAUCCAUCGUCUGUGUCAUGUUAGCUGGGGUCAUACAGUGUGGUGUGGGAGCCAGAAGGAGGAAGAGAGAUGCAGCCAGAGGAAGAGAGAGAGAACUUUUUAUUGUGUGCGUUGCCAGGCGAAAAGUGCUUUUUAUUGCCUCUGAGGAGAUCCCUGUAAGCCAGUGUGUAUGUGUGUAAAUAAGAACUGAAGAAAAGAAAGGGAUCGCCUCUGCUAAACUCCAAGCUUUUUUUAUGCAUCUGCUCUAAAUGCAAAUUGAUAGACAUUCCACUGUGCUCCAUCCUGUUGAAUGCAGUUUUUAUUACACGCUUCCCUUUACAGUAACAGAUGUUAUAGACUGGAGUAGUCACAGAAACAGGUUCCAUUCAAAUCUUUAUUGCAAUUAUGAAAUAAAAUAUUUAACAUAUUUACUAAGGAUUUAUAUACUCUUUGUAAAUACAGUAGUCAUUAAUAUAUUAACUGAAUAAUCUUCAAAAGGUUAUACAAAUUGGACUAGAACUGUGGCUUAAUGCAGCCAGAAUUGACCAUUUUUUAAGUGUUCUUUUCCGACUUCAGAACUUGACUUUUGUCGGCAGGGAGUGAAAUGUGCGGUCCACUCAGUCACAAUGCAGGACAAAGGCAAAAUAGGAAUAUGACUUUGUUACACACACGUUUCCCGCUUUUCUGAACUGACACUUUUCUUUAUUUUGUGGAUUUCAUCUUGAUGAACUGUUUAACUUGUAACUUAGCAUCUUUUUUUCUGCUUUUCUUGCCCUCUGAGCAAAAUUGAAAACAUUUGCUUAAAAAAAUAAUUUUAGAAAAAAAGAGACAAAAACAACAAAAAUGUGUUGCAUGUUUGCUGCUUCCCCUUCUGUUUAGUGUGAACAGGCCACUCUACAGUUCAGUUUUAUUGUGAAAAGAAUCCCCCCCCAUAUUUCAAACAGCAACUAUUGAGAUGGCCCACAUGCAUGAACAUUUAGUAUGUGCAAGUUAUUUUAUACUAUGGGUUCAGAGGUGUACUAUAAAGUCGGUCAUAUUUGGGAAAGUUUCAGCUGAAAUUGAAUUGGAAGUGUGUGUGCGUGUGUGUGUGUGAUAAGCUCCCACAUUUGACUGAUGCACGGCAGCUUGAAAAAUGAAAAAGAAACCGAUUGCUCGUGUAGCUCUUCAUGUGUAGUUGUGUUUUCAGAUGUUGAGAUUAUUUAUUCUGGUCAGGACGCAUCAUUCAGAAGACGAUCAGUAUUAGUUGGUUUGAUUACCUCUUCAGCAGAAUAACAGAAAUGAUCCUGGUAAUUCAUCACAUAAGAGAACAUGAUGCAAAUAUGUUUUAUUUUCUGUGUACCUUGCAUUUACUUUCUUAUAAUUUACACCAUAAACAAUAAACAAAGAUCUAAAUGGCGGGACAGAGAGCGCCCCCUGUAUCACAGCGUGCUGAGCCUUUUUGCAUAUUGCAGCAUUGUGAGAACUUGGCUACGGUGACCUUUUUAAUGUUGUAGAAGGAUUACUUUGGAGCUGGGUGUUUCACAUCCAGCCACUCGCUACUCUGUGCUGUUUAGGUAGAAUACAAGAUGUCAUUAAUCAAAAAUUAUCAUUUCUAUACUUCCUGGUUUAAAUGAUAAAAAUUGCUUUUCUGAAAAGACCUUUCCUCUGGAUACUCUUCUGAAUUACAAAGCCCAGUGAUUGUGUAAGACCAUUGCAUACUUUGUUGCCAAUACUACAGUGUGAUGAGACUUUUGUUCUUGCAUGAAAUGAGACACUGUUCUCCUACCUCAUGUUGUGAUAUAAAAAAGAUGUUUUUUAAGCAGAAAACGCUGCAUCUCUGUUUAUCAUCAUUGAUAUUUAAUAGUAAAAUGACAUACCUGUAAAUGCUUUUAGCUAAUACCUCAGUUGUAUCUAGUGUUUAUUUCUUUUCCUCCCUCGCCCCUCAAUUCAGAUCUUGUAAAUAUGCUCUGUAUAGACAAUGAACUUGGAUCAAAUUCAAGUAAAGUUCUGUAGUGUCAAA